Messenger RNA from Varanus komodoensis (Komodo dragon), 4890 nucleotides. It is a transcript of the gene TRIM8, whose product is annotated as tripartite motif containing 8. Bases 2468 to 4123 code for a protein of 551 amino acids. Lineage: Eukaryota; Metazoa; Chordata; Lepidosauria; Squamata; Varanidae. The transcript is spliced from 7 exons. The record is from RefSeq and is a predicted model, not a curated record.
CCGGCAGUACCAGCGCUGGCAUAGCCGCUGCCGAGGGUCGACCGAGCCGGGAAGCGAGAGGCUGGUGGUAGCUGCGGCUAGGCUGGGCACAGACCCGGCGGGAGGAAGGGAGGGGACCGAAACAAGACGAGGCCUAGAGAUAGGUCAGCGGCUCCCCCGGAUUGGGCUCCGGUUUCUUCCCUCGCUUCUUUUUUUCUUGUCCUUGCGCCUCCUGAGGACUCAUUGUUUUUCAUCAGAGCCGAUUGAUUGAUCGAUCGGCGAUUGAUCGAUUAAAGGGGCCCUGCCGCCUGGGAGACGCGAAACCCGGAUAGUACACAGACGUUGUUCCUUUAAGCCAAGCCGCGGGAGGAGGAGGAGGGGGGAAAUCCUGCGAUGCGCCCUUGAUCCGUAGUCAUCCUUCCGCCCUUGAGUUCCUUCAUACAACCCCCCCCCCCCAUUUUUCACACCAACCCGAAUGCGCUUUCACCACCCCCGGGAGAAGAGGAGGAGAGGAUGAGGCAGCAGCAUCGCUACCUAUUUUCAUAGGCAACCCCCCCCCGUCACCUUGAUUGUCACCCCGUCGAUCUGCUCAAAAGAUCUCAUUUAAUUUUUAUCGUGCCACCCAUUCCCCAACUCGGUUUUGCGUGGAGGGGGUGGGGGGCGGUUGUAAGGUUUUUAAUCGGUUGUAUUUAUGCGGCGUUGGGGGAAAGAAAUCUAUCCAGGCAGAGAUCUUUUGGUUUACCUUCCCCCGCGCCCCUGCGCUUUGAAUGGGGACAGAAUUUUAAAAAAUCUGUAUGGGUUUUCUGUUUGGGAUCUUAACAAUCGAUAAAUGGAUCUAUUUUUUCAUAUAUCGCCCAGUUUUCGUGAUCUGGAAUUCCAUCAUUCUUCUCUGCCUUCCUUUUGGGCGAUAGUGUGGUGAUAGAGAGCAAUCCCUCUCUUCUACGCACCCCCCUUUUUUGUUGUGUCUUUCUCUUGGGUCGAAAUCGUGGGUCUGUUCUGUGUUGCUUGUUUCUUUUGCAUGUGGAAAAGGUGAAAAGAGAUUGUCGAAUCUAUUGGUUCGCUAGUUAAUUUCUUGUUAUUUGUGACAGUGGGAGCUUUAGGGAGAGGUGUCGAAGAUAGGCGUGUGCGAACGCCUAUAUAUAUAGAUAUAUAGAUAGAUUUUUAUUUGCAAGAGGGGGGAGACUCAAGAUGGCUGGAGGUGGUUGUGAGGAGCAUGAAGGGGUUUUUUUAAUCUGAAGAUAAAAGCUAAAAGGCACAGCGGCAGCUGCGGCUAUAUAAACUCAAUUUAGAGCCCUCUUCUCUCCUUGCUCCGCGCCACAUCAGGCGCACACUUUGCAGGGUGGUGCUUUCCACCAGCCUUCCGCCCCCUCCCACAUUCGUCUUUAACAGAUAUCUUUCUGCUCCCCCCCCCGAUCCACCAAUUAAAAAAAAAAAAGCUCAAAAUGGCUGAGGACUGACUGGGUCCUCUUGAAAUUGUACAUUUCAGCAGUUCCCUUUGAGCGUCCGUGCGCGCGCGCGCGCUUGGGAGUGAGUGAGUGUGUGUGUGUGUCCCCUCCUCGCCUCCCUCCCCUCCGGUUUGCAGGCUGGUUCCAAAAGGAGAAAUAGCUUUCAUGUCAGAAGGAAAACAGAAGCAAAGGGGAAGAGGCGGGGGCCAGGCUCUUCAUUAGCAGUUGAGAAAUUCCUUUUCAGUUUGAUCAAGGCAUACUUGUUUUCCUUCCAGCGAGAGCAACCCAUCACUCUCCCGAAAGGCUGAGGAUUUUGGAGAGGAGAGUAUUGUUUCAAUUUCAGUCUUACUAAUAUUUUUUUGAAAAGAUCGCUAUAGAUUUUGAGAAGGCAAAAUUCCAGGGUGUAUUAGGAGCAGGUUGAUUCUCUUGGUUGAAUUUGUUUUCAGCUGUUUCCACCCUCCUGAGUCCUUAUUUUUCUACUUCUUCUCAUUCCUAUUUGUGAAAGCAGCAAGGGAUGGGAGGGUCCCUUUGACUCUGGGCUGGAAUUUCAUCUGAAGCGAUUGACCGUCUUCCUACUGAGAUUGCACUGUCCCAAAGCCAACGAAGAAAUCUUUUUUCGUACUGCACCAUUCAGCUGUAUUAGAAGUUAGACAUUGUGUGGUUUUUUGUUUUUUCUUGUAUUUUUAAUCCUGCAUUUGGAUUUAUCACCCAACUUUUUUGGUGGCUUAAUUGAAUUCUGAACUCUGUUACGGGAAGAAAAAAAUUGAAAAGGGAUUCUUUUGAGUUUAGUCAGGAAGGAUAAAGGUUCUCGCAAUAUAAAAUGUUGGGCAAAAAGUCAUGAUAAGUUGGCAGUGUUUAACUUAAGAGGUUUAUAUGGCAUUUGGACCCCUUCCUUCUGGAUUUUGUAUGGAUUUUUUCCAGUUCUCGCAACUUAGUGGCCUUUCUGUUGCAAAAGUGGGAACUCCUCAUCAUCUGUGUUGAUAGACCAAAAACUGACUUUUUAAAGAGAUUUAAAAAUAAUAAAAUCUGUAUUGCUGUGAGACAUGGCUGAAAACUGGAAGAACUGUUUUGAAGAAGAGCUUAUAUGCCCCAUUUGCCUGCAUGUCUUUGUGGAACCUGUCCAGCUUCCUUGUAAGCACAAUUUUUGUAGAGGAUGCAUAGGAGAGGCUUGGGCCAAAGAGACGGGGCUAGUGCGUUGUCCUGAAUGUAACCAGGCCUACAACCAGAAGCCCAACCUUGAGAAGAACUUAAAGCUGACCAACAUUGUGGAGAAGUUCAACUCGCUCAACUUGGAAAAGACUCCCUCAGUCCUACACUGUGUCUUCUGCCGCCGUGGGCCUCCUUUGCCUGCCCAGAAGAUUUGUCUGAGGUGUGAAGCUCCAUGUUGCCAGUCUCAUGUCCAGACACACCUGCAGCAGCCCUCCACAGCGCGUGGGCACCUCCUAGUGGAGGCGGAUGACGUCAGGGCCUGGAGUUGCCCCCAGCACAAUGCCUACCGACUGUACCACUGCGAGGCUGAGCAGGUUGCUGUCUGCCAAUUCUGUUGUUACUACAGCGGGGCGCAUCAAGGACAUUCUGUAUGUGACGUAGAGAUCCGGCGCAACGAGAUCAGGAAGAUGCUGGUGAAACAACAGGACCGUCUAGAAGAGCGUGAGCAAGACAUUGAGGAGCAGCUGUACAAGCUGGAAUCAGACAAGCGGCUGGUUGAAGAAAAGGUGAACCAGCUAAAGGAUGAGGUGCGCCUACAGUAUGAGAAGAUGCACCAGAUCCUUGACGAGGACUUGCGUAAGACUAUGGAGAUCCUAGACAAGGCCCAGGCAAAGUUCUGCAAUGAGAAUGCUGCCCAGGUGCUGCACCUCAGUGAGCGCAUGCAGGAGGCCAAGAAGCUACUCAGCUCCGUUCAGGUCAUGUAUGACAAGACUGAGGACAUCAAUUUCAUGAAGAAUACCAAGUCAGUGAAAAUCUUGAUGGAUAGGACCCAGAACUGCACAGGAGGCAGCCUGCCCCCUCCCAAGAUUGGCCACCUCAAUUCCAAGCUCUUCCUGAAUGAGAUUGCCAAGAAGGAAAAACAGUUGCGUAAGCUGCUGGAAGGUCCCUUCAGCACCCCGGUGCCAUUUCUGCAGAGCAUUCCUAUGUACCCUUGCAGUGUCAGUAACUCAGGAGCCGAGAAACGCAAGCACUCCACUGCUUUCCCAGAAGCCAGCUUCUUGGAGCCAUCCUCGGGACCUGUUGCCAGCCAGUAUGUGAGCCAGGGGGCUUCAGCCGGCGAAGGCCAGUCUGCACAACCCAUGGUGCCUUGUAGCUCCACCCAGCACAUUGUAGGACUCCCCAGCGGCCCCCAACCGGUACACUCUGGCUCCAUGUUCAACCCGUCUCACUAUCCCAACAGCACAUCAUCUCAGCAGUCUGUGCUGUCUCAGUACGGAGGGCGCAAAAUCCUCGUCUGCUCCGUGGACAAUUGUUACUGUUCCUCAGUAUCAAAUCACAGUGGGCAUCAACCAUAUCCACGGUCAGGCCACUUUCCAUGGACAGUGUCAUCACAGGAAUAUUCCCACCCUCUGCCACCUGCUCCAUCUGUACCUCAGUCGCUUCCAGGAUUGGCAGUGAGAGAAUGGAUUGAUGCAUCUCAGCAACAUGGACGCCAGGAUUUCUAUAGAGUUUAUGGUCAGCCUUCCACCAAACACUAUGUCACCAGUUAACCAUCUGGUUCGGAUAGAAUCCUGUUGAUUUUUGAAGAUUUUUUAAAACCUAGUUUCUGUUGUUGUUUCAAAUCAAAUCCAUUUCCAUUUGUCCUUACCACAUGCCAGAGUCUGAGAGGGGCAUUGCUGUCAUCUCUAUUUUUAAUUUAAUUUUUUUAAGUCCUCCCUUGUAUCAGGUUGGGGUGGGAGGGGAGCUGUGGAAAAAAUUAACAAGGAUUUCAAUCAAGCAUCUACUUCUGGAUCAUGUGACAUUGCUACUUUUCCAGUUUGGAAAACUUUUAAGAGGACAAAUGAUCCUUUUCUAUUUCAAAGUCUCUGGGCUCUUUGGUUUUGCUUUUAAAAUUCUUUUUCCUUCCCAUUUUUAACAGGAGAAAAUUUCUAUCAUUGAUUCAUUAAGAAAUGACACUUGUAGAUUUUUUUUAAGGCUGAUUUUUUUUGUGUGUUAAGGCCACAUACAGUGCAUAUUGGCAUUUUUCUUCUUCUUUCAGAGAUUUGUAAAUACACAAUGGCAGGAAAUGAAAUGCACAAAAAAAGGGAAAAGAAACUUUAAAAAAAGAAAUAAAAAAAUCUGUUUUAGUUUCCAGGAGGGAAGUGUGUGUCAAGGUGCACACAUUCCUUCCUGUGUUUUGUUGAUGCAACUUCCUCUAACAAGCACUUUGUAUUAAAAAAGUGGACUUCCUGUUAUAAAGGCGCAGGUAUUUAUUCUGUAACCAAUUUUAGAACACACACACAAAAAUAUUCAAAUAAAUGUGAUCACUUAGUGCAAA